This is a messenger RNA of Acanthosepion pharaonis, 8817 nucleotides long. The record is from the annotation of a GenBank genome assembly. NCBI's taxonomy places the organism in Eukaryota, Metazoa, Mollusca, Cephalopoda, Sepiida, Sepiidae.
AUGCCAACCCUGGUAACUGAUGUUAACACUGACUGUCUGCCCUCUCCCCCUCUUACUGUCUCUCUCUAUUUAUCUUUUAAUAUCUGUUUUAGUCUGCCCUCUUCUGUUUUAGUCUGCCUCUCCUUUUAUUUAGCUCUCUUACUGUCUCUCUGUUUUAGUCUCUCCCCUCUCUGUCUUCUGUUUUAUUUAUUUAUCUCUUACUGUCUCUCUGUUUUAGUCUUCCCUCUCCCUUUUAUUUAUCUCUCUUACUGUCUAUCUGUUUUAGUCUUCCCUCUCCCUUUUAUUUAUCUCUCUUACUGUCUCUCUGUUUUAGUCUUCCCUCUCCCUUUUAUUUAUCUCUCUUACUGUCUAUCUGUUUUAGUCUUCCCUCUCCCUUUUAUUUAUCUCUCUCUCUGUUUUACUGUCUCUCUCUCUCCUUUUUUUAGUCUUCUUCCUCUCCUUUUAUUUAUCUCUUUACUGUCUAUCUGUUUUAGUCUUCCCUCCCUUUUAUUUAUCUCUCUUACUUCAUCUGUUUUAGUCUCCCCUUUUAUUUAUCUCUCUUACUGUCUAUCUGUUUUAGUCUUCCCUCUCCUUUUAUUUAUCUCUCUUACUGUCUCUCUGUUUUUAGUCUUCCUCUCCUUUUAUUUAUCUCUCUUACUGUCUAUCUGUUUUAGUCUUCCCUCCCGUUUUAUUUAUCUCUUACUGUCUAUCUGUUUUAGUCUUCCCUACUGUCAUCUGUUUUAUUUAUCUCUCUUACUGUCUCUCUGUUUUAGUCUUCCUCUCCUUUUUUAUUUAUCUCUCUUACUGUCUCUCUGUUUUAGUCUUCCUCUCCCUUUUAUUUAUCUCUUACUGUUCAUAUCUGUUUUAGUCUUCCUCUCCUUUUAUUUAUCUCUCUGUUACUGUCUAUCUGUUUUAGUCUUUUAUUUAUUCCUUACUGUCUAUCUGUUUUAUCUUCCCUCUCCCUUUAUUUAUCUCUUACUGUCUAUCUGUUUUAGUCUUCCUCUCCUUUUUAUUUAUCUCUCUUACUGUCUAUCUGUUUUAGUCUUCCCUCUCCCUUUUAUUUAUCUCUUCUUACUGUCUCUCUGUUUUAGUUUCCUCUCCUUUUAUUUAUCUCUCUUACUGUCUCUGUUUUUAGUCUUCCUCUCCCUUUUAUUUAUCUCUCUUAUCUGUUUUAGUCUAUCUGUUUUAGUCUUACUGUCUCCCUGUUUAUUUAUCUCUUACUGUCUAUCUUCUUCUUCCUCUCCCUUUAUUUAUCUCUCUUACUGUCUAUCUGUUUUAGUCUUCUCCCUUUUAUUUAUCUCUCUUUUCUCUGUUUUAGUCUUCCUCUCCCUUUAUUUAUCUCUCUUACUGUCUCUCUGUUUUAGUCUUCCUCUCCCUUUUAUUUAUCUCUCUGUCUAUCUGUUUUGUCUAUCUUCUUCCUCUCUCCCUUUUAUUUAUCUCUUACUGUCUAUCUGUUUUAGUCUUCCCUCUCCCAUCCCUUUUAUUUAUCUCUCUUACUGUCUAUCUGUUUUAGUCUUCCCUCCCUUUAUUUAUCUCUCUUACUGUCUAUCUGUUUUAGUCUUCCUCUCCCUUUUUAUUUAUCUCUCUUACUGUCUCUCUGUUUUAGUCUUUCCUCUACCCUUCUUCCCUCUCCCUUUUAUUUAUCUCUCUUUUUUAUCUGUUUUUAUUCCUCUCCUCUCUUUACUGUCUAUCUGUUUUAGUCUUCCCCCCUCUCCUUUUUAUUUAUCCUUUUUAUUUAUCUCUUACUCGUUCAUCUGUUUUAGUCUCCCUCUCCCUUUUAUUUAUCUCUCUUACUGUCUAUCUGUUUUAGUCUUCCCUCCUUUAUUUUUAUUUAUCUCUGUUUUACUGUCUCUCCUUUUAUUUAUCUCUUUACUGUCUUCUGUUUUAGUCUCUCCCUUUUAUUUAUCUCUUUACUGUCUAUCUGUUUUAGUCUUCCUCUCCUUUUAUUUAUCUCUCUUACUGUCUAUCUGUUUUAGUCUUCCUCUCCCUUUUAUUUAUCUCUCUUACUGUCUAUCUGUUUUAGUCUUCCCUCCCUUUAUUUAUUUAUCUGUUUUAGUCUUCCCUCUCCCUUUUAUUUAUCUCUCUUACUGUCUAUCUGUUUUAGUCUUCCCUCUCCCUUUUAUUUAUCUCUCUUACUGUCUAUCUGUUUUAGUCUUCCCUCUCCCUUUUAUUUAUCUCUCUUACUGUCUCUCUGUUUUAGUCUUCCUCUCCCUUUAUUUAUCUCUCUUACUGUCAUCUGUUUUAGUCUCCUCCUCCUCCCUUUAUCUUUUUAGUCUCUCUCUUUAUUUAUUGUCUAUCUGUUUUAUCUUCCCUCUCCCUUUUAUUUAUCUCUCUUACUGUCUAUCUGUUUUAGUCUUCCCUCUCCCUUUUAUUUAUUUCUUUCUCUGUUUUAGUCUUCCCUCUCUUUAUUUAGUCUUCCUCUGUUUUAGUCUUCCUCUCCCCUUUUUAUCUGUUUCUCUCCCUUUUAGCUGUCUCUAUUUUUUAGUCUUUAUUUUUUCCUCUCCCUUUAUUUAUCUCUCUUUUACUGUCUCAUCUGUUUUAGUCUUCCUCUCCCUUUAUUUAUCUCUUACUUCUUCCCUCUCCUUUUUUAUUUAUCUCUUACUGUCUAUCUGUUUUAGUCUUCCUCUCCCUUUUAUUUAUCUCUCUUACUGUCUAUCUGUUUUAGUCUUCCCUCUCCCUUUUAUUUAUAUCUCUCUUACUUCCUCUCCCUUUUUAUUUAUCUCUUACUGUCUAUCUGUUUUAGUCUUCCUCUUUUAUUUAUCUCUCUUACUGUCCAUCUGUUUUAGUCUUCCCUCUCCCUUUUAUUUAUCUCUCUUACUGUCUAUCUGUUUUAGUCUUCCCUCCUUUUAUUUAUCUCUCUUACUGUCUAUCUGUUUUAUCUUCCCUCCCUUUUUUUAUCUCUCUUACUGUCUAUCUGUUUUAGUCUUCCUCUCCUUUUAUUUAUCUCUCUUACUGUCUCUCUGUUUUAGUCUUCCCUCUCCCUUUUUUUAUCUCUACUACUGUCUAUCUGUUUUAGUCUUCCUCUCCCCCUUUUAUUUAUCUCUCUUACUGUCUAUAUCUGUUUUAGUCUUCCUCUCCUUUUUUUAUUUCUCUUACUGUCUAUCUGUUUUAGUCUUCCUCUCCUUUUUAUUUAUCUCUUACUGUCUAUCUGUUUUUAGUCUUCCUCCCCUUUUUAUUUAUCUCUUACUGUCUCUCUGUUUUAGUCUUCCCUCCUUUUAUUUUUCUCUCUUACUGUCUAUCUGUUUUAGUCUUCCUCUCCUUUUUAUUUAUCUCUCUUACUGCCUAUCUGUUUUAGUCUUCCCUCUCCCUUUUAUUUAUCUCUCUUACUGUCUAUCUGUUUUAGUCUUCUCCCUUUUAUUUAUCUCUCUUACUUCUUCCUCUCCCUUUUAUUUAUCUCUCUUACUGUCUCUAUCUGUUUUAUCUUCCUCUCCCUUUUAUUUAUCUCUCUUACUGUCUAUCUGUUUUAGUCUUCCCCCUUUUAUUUAUCUCUCUUACUCUCAUUUCUUUUUAUUCCUCUCUAUUUAUUUUCCUCUUUAUUUACUGUCUCUAUCUGUUUUAUCUGUUUUCCCUCUCCCUCUUACUUUCUCUGUUUUAUCUCUCCUUUUAUUUACUGUACUGUCUAUCUGUUUUAGUCUUCCUCUCCCUUUUAUUUCUCUCUCUUACUGUCUAUCUGUUUUAGUCUUCCUCUUUUUUUUUUUUAUCUCUUUCCUAUCUGUUUUAGUCUUCCCUCCCUUUAUUUAUCUCUCUUUACUCUCUUCUUCCCCCUUUUUAUUUAUUUUACUGUCUAUCUGUUUUUUCUCCCUUUUAUUUCAUCGGUUUCAGUCUUCCUCUCCCUUUAUUUAUUUGUCUAUCUGUUUUCUCCCCUUUUAUUUAUCUCUCUUACUGUCUAUCUGUUUUAGUCUUCCCUCUCCUUUUAUCUGUUUUAUCUCUUUACUGUCUAUCUGUUUUAGUCUUCCUCCUCCCUUUUGUUUUAUCUCUCCUUUUAUUUGUCUCUCUGUUUUGUUCUUCCCUCCUCCUUUUUUUUAUCUCUCUUGUGUCUCUCUGUUUUUAGUCUUCCUCUCCUUUUAUUUAUCUCUUACUUCUUCCCUCUCCUUUUUUUUUUCUCUCUUACUGUCUAUCUGUUUUAGUCUUCCCUCUCUUUUAUUUAUCUCUCUUUGUCUAUCUGUUUUAGUCUUCUCUCCCUUUUAUUUAUCUCUCUUACUGUCUAUCUGUUUUAGUCUUCCCUCUCCCUUUAUUUAUCUCUCUUACUAUACUAUCUAUUUUAGUCUUCCUUCUCCUUUUAUUUAUCUCUUACUGUCUAUCUGUUUUAGUCUUCCUCUCCUUUUAUUUAUCUCUCUUACUUCUUCCCUCUCCGUUUUAUUUAUCUCUUACUGUCUAUCUGUUCUUUUAGUCUUCCCUCUCCUUUUAUUUAUCUCUUACUGUCUAUCUGUUUUAGUCUUCCUCUCCCUUUAUUUAUCUCUCUUACUGUCUCUCUUCUUCCCUCUCCUUUUAUUUAUUAUCUGUCUCUCUGUUCUAUCUGUUUUUAGUACUGUCCCUGUUUUAGUCUCCCUUUUUUUAUCUCUCUUACUGUCUCUCUGUUUUAGUCUUCCCCCCCCUUUUAUUUAUCUCUUACUGUCUCUCUUUUUAGUCUGUCUUCUCCCUUUUAUUUAUCUUUCUCUUACUCACCUCUCCCUUUUAUUUUAUCUCUCUUACUGUCUAUCUGUUUUAGGUCUUCCCUCUCCCCUUUUAUUUAUCUCUCUUACAGUUUCUCUAUUUAGUCUUCCCUCUCCUUUUAUUUAUCUCUCUUGUCUCUCUGUUUUAGUCUUCCCUCCUUUUUUAUUUAUCUCUCUUACUGUCUCUGUUUUUAUCUUCCCUCUCCGUUUUGUUAUCUCUCUUUCAUCUAUCUGUUUUAGUCUUCCCUCUCCUUUUAUUUAUCUCUCUUACUGUCUCUCUGUUUUAGUCUUCCUCCUUUAUUUAUCUCUCUCUUACUGUAUCUGUUUUAGUCUUCCCUCUCCUUUUAUUUAUCUCUCUUUACUGUCUAUCUGUUUAGUCUUCCUCCCCUUUUAUUUAUCUCUCUUACUGUCUCUCUUCUUCCCUCCCUUUUGUUAUAUCUCUCUUACUGUCUCUGUUUUAGUCUUCCCCUCCCUUUUAUUUUUCUCUUACUGUCUACUGGUCUUCCCUCUCCUUUUAUUUAUCUCUCUUACUGUCUCUCUGUUUAGUCUUCCUCUCCUUUUAUUCCAUCUCUUUACUGUCUCUCUGUUUGGUCUUCCCUCUGCCUUUUUUUCUCUCUCUUUGUCUAUCUGUUUAGUCUUCCUUCCUUUUAUUUAUCUCUCUUACUGUCUAUAUUUUAGUCUUCCCUCUCCUUUUAUUUGUCUCUCUCUUACUGUCUCUCUCUCUGUUUUAGUCUUCCCUCUCCCUUUUAUUUCUCUACUGUCUCUCUGUUUAGUCUUCCCUCUCCCCUUUAUUUAUCUCUCUUACUGUCUCUCUGUUUUAGUCUUCCCUCUCCCUUUUGUCUUUCUCUUACUGUCUCUCUAUUUUAGUCUUCCUCUCCCUUUUUAUUUAUCUCUCUAUCUUUUUUGUCUUCCUCUCUGUUUUGGUCUCUCUUCACUGUCUCUCUAUUUUACAGUCUUCCCUCUGAUUUAUCUCUCUUACUGUCUCUCUGUUUUAGUCUUUUCCUCUCCCUUUUUUUAUCUCUCUUGCAUGUCUAUCUGUUUUGUCUUCCCUCUCCCUUUUAUUUAUCUCUCUCUACUGUCUCUCUGUUUUAGUCUUCCCUCCCCUUUUUAUUUAUCUCUCUUACUGUCUGUCUGUUUUAGUCUUCCUCUCCCUUUUUAUUUAUCUCUUUACUGUCUAAUUGUUUUAUAUCUUCCUCUCCCUUUAUUUAUCUCUUACUGUCUAUCUGUUUUAGCUCCUCUCUCCCUUUUAUUUACUUCUCUUACUGUCUCUCUGUUUAGUCUUCCCUCUCCUUUUAUUUAUCUCUCUUACUGUUGGUUUAGUCUGCCCUCUUUUGUCUCUCUCUUUAUCUUCACUAUCUGUUUUAGUCUUCCCUCUCCCUUUUAUUUAUCUCUCUUACUGUCUCUAUCUGUUUUGGUCUUCCCUCUCCCUUUUAUUUUAUCUCUCUUACUGUCUAUCUGUUUAGUCUUCCUCUCCCUUUUAUUUAUCUCUCUUACUUCUCUCUGCCUUUUUUUUUUAUCUUCCCUAUCUGUUUUAUUUAUCUCUUUUAUCUGUCUCUCUAUCUAUUUUAGUCUUCUCUCCCUUUUAUUUAUCUCUCUUACUGUCUCUGUCUCUCUGUUUAGUCUUCCCUCUCCCUUUUUUAUCUCUCUUACUGUCUAUCUGUUUUUAGUCUUCCCUCUCCCUUUUUUUAUUUAUCUCUUACUUCUUCCCUCUCCCUUUUUUGUCCUCUCUUCUGUCUGUCUGUUUUGUCUUCCCUCUCCCUUUUAUUUAUCUCUCUUACUGUCUAUCUGUUUUAGUCUUCCCUCUCCCUUUUAUUUAUCUCUCUUACUGUCUCUCUGUUUUAGUCUUCCCUCUCCCUUUUAUUUAUCUCUCUUACUUCUUCCCUCUCCCUUUUAUUUAUCUCUCUUACUGUCUAUCUGUUUUAGUCUUCCCUCUCCCUUUACUAUCUGUUUUAGUCUGCCCUCUUUUAUCUCUCUCUUACUGUCUAUCUGUUUUAGUCUUCCCUCUCCCUUUUAUUUAUCUCUCUUACUGUCUCUCUGUUUUAGUCUUCCCUCUCCCUUUUAUUUAUCUCUCUUACUGUCUCUCUGUUUUAGUCUGCCCUCUCCCUUUUAUUUAUCUCUCUUACUGUCUAUCUGUUUUAGUCUUCCCUCUCCCUUUUUUUUAUCUCUCUUACUGUCUAUCUGUUUUAGUCUUCCCUCUCCCUUUUAUUUAUCUCUCUUACUGUCUAUCUGUUUUAGUCUUCCCUCUCCCUUUUAUUUAUCUCUCUUACUGUCUCUCUGUUUUAGUCUUCCCUCUCCCUUUUAUUUAUCUCUCUUACUGUCUAUCUGUUUUAGUCUUCCCUCUCCCUUUUAUUUAUCUCUCUUACUGUCUCUCUGUUUUAGUCUUCCCUCUCCCUUUUAUUUAUCUCUCUUACUGUCUCUCUGUUUUAGUCUUCCCUCUCCCUUUUAUUUAUCUCUCUUACUGUCUAUCUGUUUUAGUCUUCCCUCUCCCUUUUAUUUAUCUCUCUUACUGUCUCUCUGUUUUAGUCUUCCCUCUCCUUUAUUUAUCUCUUUACUGUCUAUCUGUUUUAGUCUUCCCUCUCCCUUUUAUUUAUCUCUCUUACUGUCUAUCUGUUUUAGUCUUCCCUCUUUUUUUUAUCUCUCCUUACUGUCUAUCUGUUUUAGUCUUCCUCUCCCUUUUAUUUAUCUCUCUUACUGUCUCUCUAUUUUAGUCUUCCCUCUCCCUUUAUUUUCUCUCUUAAUGUCUCUCUCUUUUAGUCUUCCCUCUCCCUUAUUUUAUUUCUUCUCUCUUAUCUGUCUAUCUGUUUUUAGUCUCUCCCUCUCCUUUUUAUUUAUGCCCUCUCUUUUAUUUACUUCUUCCCUCUCCCUUUUAUUUAUCUCUCUUACUGUCUAUCUGUUUUUUGAGUCUUUCCCCUCUCCCUUUUAUUUAUCUCUCUUACUGUCUAUCUGUUUAGUCUUCCUCUCCCUUUUGUUGUCUCUCUUACUGUCUAUCUGUUUUAGUCUUCCCCUCUCCCCUUUUUAUUUAUCUUUCUUUUUCCUCUCUUCUUCCCUCUCCCUUUUAUUUAUCUCUCUCUCUUACUAUCUUUCUGUUUUAGUCUUCCUCUCCUUGAUUUAUCUCUCUUACUGUCUAUCUGUUUUUGUCUUCUCUCUCCUUUUAUUUGUCUCUUUCUGUCUCUGUUUAGUCUCCUCUCCUUUUAUUUAUCUCUCUUACUGUCUAUCUGUUAGGCCUCCUUCCUUUUACUUAUCUCUACUGUCUCUCUCAGUUUUAAUCUUCUCUCCUUUUAUUUAUUCUCUUACUCCUUCCUCCUUUUAUUUAUCUCUCUUACUGUCUAUCUGUUUUAGUCUUCCCUCUCCUUUUAUUUAUCUCUCUUACUGUCUCUCUGUUUUAGUCUUCCUCUCCUUUUAUUUAUCUCUCUUACUUCUUCCUCUCUCUUUUUUUAUUUAUCUCUCUUACUGUCUAUCUGUUUUAGUCUUCCUCUCCUUUUUAUUUAUCUCUCUUACUGUCUCUGUUUUAGUCUUCCUCUCCUUUUUAUUUAUCUCUCUUUUUGUCUCCUCUGUUUUAUCUCUUCCUCCUCCCUUUUAUUUAUCUCUCUUACUGUCUAUCUUUUUAGUCUUCCCUCUCCCCCUUUUAUUUUUAUCUGUCUCUACUUGUCUCUCUUUUUUAGUCUCUCUUACUCCCUUCUGUUUUAUUUCUCUCCCUUUUAUUUGUCUCUAUCUGUUUUUAGUCUUUCCUCUCCUUUUAUUUAUCUCUCUUACUGUCUCUCUGUUUUAUUCCUCCUCCCCUUUUAUUUAUCUCUCUUUUGUCUCUAUCUGUUUUAGUCUUCCCUCUCCUUUUAUUUAUCUCUCUUACUGUCUAUCUGUUUUAGUCCCUCCUCCCUUUUAUUUAUCUCUCUCUUACUGUCUAUCUGUUUUAAUCUUCCCCUCUUUUUUUUAUUUAUCUCUCUUACUGUCUAUCUCUUCUUCCUCUCCUUUUAUUUAUCUCUCUUACUGUCUAUCUGUUUUAGUCUUCCCUCUCCCUUUUAUUUUAUCUCUUACUGUCUUAUGUUUUAAUCUUCCCUUCCCUUUUAUUUAUCUCUCUACUGUGUUUCUGUUUUUUUCCUCUCCCUUUUAUUUAUCUCUCUUACUUUCACCUAUCUGUUUUAUUCUUCCUCUCCCUUUUAUUUAUCUCUCUAUCGUCUAUCUGUUUUAG